Messenger RNA from Onychostoma macrolepis, 2418 nucleotides. RefSeq names its product synuclein, alpha interacting protein (gene sncaip). The record is from RefSeq and is a predicted model, not a curated record. Gene Ontology annotation, molecular function: ubiquitin protein ligase binding. The coding region runs from base 157 to 2244 and encodes 695 amino acids. The transcript has 10 exons. Lineage: Eukaryota; Metazoa; Chordata; Actinopteri; Cypriniformes; Cyprinidae.
UGCUUGUGUGUCGGGGCCGCGCGCGCUGAGGAGGCUGAAGGAGGCGCGCGCUCGCGUCACAUUCUUCAGAUGAUCCGCUAGUAAUCAUCAGAAACACCGACAGACAAUCAGCGGAGCGGCGACAGACAGCAGCGGGAACGAGAAUGCUGACUGAAGAUGGACGUUCCUGAAUAUCUGGAUCUGGAUGAGAUUGACUUCACUGAUGAUUUACCUUACUCGUCCAAGAGCAUUCCUGAGCUGUGCCGGAGACACGAUGGAGCGAACGACGAGAGACAAGCUCCGUCCAUCAACUGGGCUCGCAGCGCAGCGUCCGGCGGAGCGGGAAUCAAGCCCACCGGCAUCGCAGACGUCUACAGCAAGUUCCGUCCGGUCAAGCGCGUGUCUCCGCUCAAACACCAGCCGCAGGAGUCGGACCCGGAGACCGAGGGCAAGAGCGCCGAGGCCGGCAAGAGCAGAGGCCUGCCGCUGUUCGGAGAGCUGGAGCACUACGACCUGGACAUGGACGAGAUCCUGGACGUGCCCUACAUCAAGUCCGAGAAGAGGAGCGCCGCCGCCGCUAAAGAGAGCCUUCUCUCGCCGGUCAGCUGGCCCGACCUCAGGAAGCCCAAGCCGGCGGAUCAGGACUGUCUCCGGGCUCAGAGCGCUCACGGAUCAGAGCCGGACGCUCUUCUGUCCGACAAAGCCGAUGGCGGCCCGAGCGCCUUCCCUCCUCCUCCGAGGCAGGACAAGCCCUGGAGAACGUUUGGAGAAGCGGACGAGGAAAGCAAGAAGACGCAGAACAUCCUGAACAUCGUGAGAGAAGGACAGAUCUCACUGCUGCCUCACUUCGCGGCGGAGAACCUGGAGCGCAUCCGAGACGAGGACGGGAACAACCUGCUGCAUGUGGCUGCGGCUCAGGGUCACGCCGAAUGCCUGCAGCACCUCACCUCGUUAAUGGGCGAGGACUGUCUUAAUGAACGCAACACACAGCAGCUGACGCCCGCCGGCCUCGCCGUCAGGAACGGUCAUCUGGAGUGUGUGCGCUGGAUGGUGAGUGAAACCGAAGCCAUCGCUGAGCUCAGCUGCACUCGUGAGCAUCCCAGCCUCAUCCACUACGCCGCGAGACAUGGACAGGAGCGUGUGCUGCUGUGGCUGUUGCAGUUCAUGCAGGAGCAGGCCAUCUCUCUGGACGAGGCGGAUCAGAACGGGAACACGGCGGUGCAUGUGGCGGCUCAGUUCGGACAUCUCAGCUGCGUUCAGACUCUGGUGGAGUACGGCUCGAACGUGACGGUGCAGAACCAGCAGGGCGAGCGUCCGUCCCAGAGUGCCGAGCGGCAGGGUCACAGCACCUGCUCCAGGUAUCUGGUGGUGGUGGAGACCUGCAUGUCUCUGGCCUCGCAGGUGGUCAAACUGACCAAACAGCUGCACGAACAAACGACGGCGCGAGUCGCUCUUCAGAACCAGCUUCAUCUGCUGCUGCAGACACACGAGCUCAACGGCAGACCGCCGUCCCCCAGCUCUCACGUUGAGUCGUGGCCAGAGAUGAUGCUGACGGCCGAAGCGGCUCCUGAUAACGGUCAGUGGACGCUGAAGCAGAGACACAUGGACUCAGAUGCUGUCCAGCGCAAGCUGCUGGGAAAAGAUCCGGCUGGGGAGGUGGGGCCUGGAGCCGGACCAAUGAGACGGCUCGGGCCGGGCGAGAGGCGGGAACUCAAGCUGGCGCGUCUCAAGCAGAUCAUGCAGCGUUCGCUCAGCGAAUCAGACGCAGAAGAGUCCAAACCGCCCCGACCCGAGCGGCCCACGCAGCUGUCCAUCGCAGAACCCGACGAAAACAAGCACAAGUUCUCUUUAACACACAGAACUUCCAAAUCCCUGGACGUUUGCAACCCGUCUCCGUCGUCAGACCACAGCGACCCAGAAACCAAACCCGAAGAGCUUCCCGACAGCCAGAAGCUCACCACCAGUCCCAAAAGCGCCCUCAAGUCUCCGUCCUCUCGCAGAAAAACCUCGCAGAACCUCAAACUGAGGGUCACGUUUGACGAGCCGCCGCGGAAAGACGGACCAGCGCCGGACGCCAAAGUCCCGUCCGGAAAAGACAAGCCGGAGUCCAGCAAGCGAGCGUUUGGGACGUUUCGCUCCAUCAUGGAAACCCUGAGCGGAAACCAGAACAGCAACAACAACAACGCUCAGAGCGCCGCCAAACACAGCGGAGCGUCCGGCAAGAAGAGCGAGUCCAAGAGCAAAAGCAAGACGAGCGCUGUUUAAAACGGCCUGAUGUUACACGACAAGAAACUGAUUCAAACCAGACUCUAGAAACCAGGUGCUUCACGACAGCAAUCUUUUACACACUGCAAAAAAUGAUUUUACUUAGUUUUUUUGUAUUGUUUUCUAAACGCUCUUGAAUCAAGAUGCAUUUACUGUACAAGUAAAAUGAUUUAA